GGUGUCCAGCAGACAGUUGAUUAUGAAAGGAAGUUACUUAAUAAAGAAAACCCCUUCCCAUUUUCAUGCUGUCAGCAAUGGCACCACAUGGAAGAGAAAAAUCACAAGGCCUGAGAAAGAAAAUAAUUUCUUUCUACAAGAAAGGUGAAGGCUACAAGAAUAUCAUCAAAACUUUACUUAUCAGUCAGAAUACUGUAGCUAAAGUGAUACAAACAUUUAACAAAGAUGGAACUGCAACCAUCUCACAGAGAUGUCCAGGCCAUCCACAGAAGUGACACAAUAUGGCAUACACUGCAGAGGAAUGGCAUGCAUGGGUGUCGUCCAUGAAGGAAGCUUCUCCUAAAA
Messenger RNA from Staurois parvus, 345 nucleotides. The record is from the annotation of a GenBank genome assembly. Lineage: Eukaryota; Metazoa; Chordata; Amphibia; Anura; Ranidae.